UCUUCGUGCGGGUUUGAAGUGUAAAUUGAUUCGUGUUCAGUUAAUUUAGUGGAAAUAUAGUUUGUAUUAAAUUAAAAUUACAUAAUUUUCAAGUUCACAUCGUUCGGUUGUAUGGCUACCAACGAAUGUUAGUGUUGGAUGAUUGUUUCUUUUGAAAAUAAGUGUUAAAAUCAACCCACAAUGGCCCUUUUGGGAGCGCAGCUAGUGAUCACACUGAUUAUGGUCAGUGUGAUCCAGAAGUUGAGUCCACACUUCUCACUGGCUAAAUGGAUCCUCUGUUCCACCGGAUUGACGCGAUAUCUGCAUCCAACGGAUGACGAGCUGCGGAAGCUUUCUGGUAUCCCUAGGGAGAAAAACAAAUCUAAGAAGGACAAACAACGAAAUGGCCAUGUCGAGCAUGAUAAGCCAACAACCUUUCACGUUCCGCGGAGUUUGGAUGUUCAGUUGGAGACAAUCGGCAUCGCUCCGUAUGAUAUUGUCCAUUUGAGAUAUUACACCGAAUACCAGUGGCUGGUGGAUUUUAGCCUGUAUACCUCGAUUGUCUACAUUGUCUCGGAGGUAUAUCAGUUCUUCUUUCCCAUCACGGAGGAAUUCAACCUGAGCAUGGUGUGGUGUCUCCUAGUCGUAUUCUUUGCAUUCAAACUUUUAGCAUCUCUCACGGUUCAAUACUUCCAAAGUGAGGAAUCGAUCGGCGAGCGAUCGACAUGCAUCGUGACUGGGCUCGUUUAUUUGCUGAUUGCAAUGAUAAUUUUGAUUGUGCCAGAAACAACCCUGGAAGUUGGACUAGAUCGUGCCUACCAAAGCUUCAACGACAGUGCCUCCGUAUUUUUAGAAGCGCAAGGAUUAAAUUCAUCUGGACCAGCAUCCAAAAUCGUUGUGAAAUUCUUCAUUGCUGUCAGUUGUGGAAUUCUUGGAGCGCUAUUCACUUUCCCCGGACUGCGAAUGGCUCGAAUGCACUGGGACUCACUCAAAUUCUGUCAGGAUCGAGUAUGGUUAAAAUUCCUACUGAAUCUCAGCUUUGCUAUGCCUUUCCUGCUGGUGCUGCUUUGGAUUAAGCCGCUCACUCGAGAUUAUCUUACAGGUCGUGUGUUCUCAGGAAUGUCAGCUCCACUACUCUCAUCGGAAGCGUUCGAAACGAUUCGCUUGGCUGCAGUGGUCUUCGCCGUGGUGCUACGUUUCGUGUUGAUGCCCGUCUACUUGCAAGCGUAUCUUAAUCUGGCCUACCAUCGCAUCGAGGACCAGAAGAAGGAAGCCGGUCGCAUCACCAAUGUGGAUAUACAGAAGAAAAUUAGCUCCAUUUUCUACUAUCUAUGCGUGGUGACACUCCAAUACGUCGCGCCGAUCCUAAUGUGUUUGUUCUUUGCUCUAAUGUACAAAACUCUUGGCGAUUACACGUGGACCGGAUUCCUGCAGGAGGCUUUACCCCUCGAUGAGUGUUCUGCCGAUUUGGAAACUCAACGAGCAAUGGAAGCUGCAUCAGCAGCUGUAUCAAAUGAACAAGACGCUACAUCAGAUGAUGGCAAUAUCCUAUCGACGGCAGAGACAAUUCAGCUCUCGUUGCAGAGUCUGAAAGCAGUUUUCACCAAAGACGUUUACCGGGGGUUGUUUGGCUUCGCAACGUGGUGGAGUUGCUUCAUUUGGUUUGCGGCCAGCUCGUUGGGAAUGGUUUAUCAGUCAUACUUUACAAAGUCGUAGAGAGUUUGUUGAUGAUUUUUUACAAGUCCACUGUUUUUAAGUUAAGAGGCAUAAUGUCGCAUUUAAGUUAUAAUGUGCAUUUUUUUCGAUCAUCAAUCAAACGUUGGAUAUAAGCAGCACAAGAAACGUGUAAGUAAGACUAUCGUGUCAUGUUUUAGGUUAUUAUUUAGUUUAUAGAAAAAAGGGAACCCCAUCGUUUGGAUGUUAAUAAACUAAACAUGUAGUUUAGUAAAUACAAACGGCAGCGUCUUGACAGGAAACUUUGGAUUGUUUAUUUUGUAUUUCGCUUGUAAUAUUCAGUAAUAGA
Molecule: messenger RNA, 2002 nt
Organism: Ochlerotatus camptorhynchus
Lineage: Eukaryota; Metazoa; Arthropoda; Insecta; Diptera; Culicidae
Gene: emei
Product: transmembrane protein 161-like emei
Exons: 7
Coding region: 181-1695 (504 amino acids)
Source: RefSeq, a predicted model, not a curated record